This is a messenger RNA of Syzygium oleosum, 2564 nucleotides long. RefSeq lists its product as uncharacterized. The record is from RefSeq and is a predicted model, not a curated record. Bases 127 to 2349 code for a protein of 740 amino acids. The transcript has a single exon. NCBI's taxonomy places the organism in Eukaryota, Viridiplantae, Streptophyta, Magnoliopsida, Myrtales, Myrtaceae.
AAGAAGGGUUUCCUCUUUCGUCUCCCCACCCAGGAAACGAGCUCUCAAAGCUUUUGAACUUUCUUGGCUCUCUCUUACACUCACCAAGGACACAAUCUGUCUUUACUCACCAAGGGAAAAAGAAACAUGAGGGACUUGCAAGGAAGCCGAACGGGGACGGUGAACGAAACCAUCACCGAGGCCACAGUUGUCGUGAAGAGGCUCCAAACCCCGGAGGGCAAACUUGCCCAGAUAGAGCUCUCCGUGGGCGUGGUCGCCUUCCUGCUCCUUUUACUUGUAGCUUUCGGCUCAUUGAGGCGUCGGAACAACAGUCCGAUGCUCAAGGUCGUGCUGUGGGCGGCGUUCACUCUCUCGGGCUACUUGAUAACAUACACGCUUGGGCUAAUGCACGAAUCCCCGUUCCGCAACCCACUGUUCCCGCUGUGGGCUACUUUCUUGAUGAUCUUCCUCGGAAGCUCGAAUUCUUUCUCUGCAUAUAGUCUCGAGGACAAUGAGCAGUGGAAGCAAUAUGCUUGGCAACACAUAGUCACGUUCAUAGGGUUUGUAACAUUGUGGGCAUUCUAUCUGACCAUCUUGCCAUUGACGCUGGCGGUUUUCGUACUCUAUUUUGUCCUCCUAAUGCUUAAGACCACAGAGAGAGCACUAUCGCUCGUGUCGUUGCACGCGGGUGGCCGGCAUAGAAUCACAAAAUGGGUCGUGGAUCAUGUUAGCGCUGAGGAUUGUUCCCCGGUUCCGGAUGACAAUCCUAUGGAAGGAUGCAAAUAUGUGGUGAAAGCGAGUCGGACCGUACUCCUGAAAGUCCUUAGCGAAGGCGCAGCACCAUCGCCAAAUUCUUCAAAAGACGACGGGGAAGUCAUCACCGUAGGAAAGGUGUGGGCAUGCAAAGGGCCGCUUUUGAACUCAAAAAAAGGAAAACACACAGGUGACAAGCUCGAGGAACACCCGGGUGACAAGCCGGGUAACAAGCUCGAGGAAGGUGACAGGCUCAAGGAUAUUUGUCUCUCUUAUGCGCUCUACCUGCUUCUCCGUUUGAAAUUUUCGCGCUACUUGUUGCCGGAAAAAGCUCAUCGGAAGGCGUGGGUUUUUAUUCGAGAUGGAAUUCUUCGGCAAAAAAGUGGGUAUGAGCGAGCAUUUCGAGUUGCCGAAGUCGAGCUUACCUUUCUUCACGAUUAUUUCUACACCAAUUACCCCAUCAUUUUCCAAGCGCGCCUUUGGCCGCUGAAAGUGGUGGAGCUUUUGUGUUUGAUCAUAGGCACUAUGCUAACAGUUGUAUUCCUGAUGCCCAAGACCACAAAGCCCCAAGAUGCAGUUGUCCAAUUGGUGACAUCCCAUGGGUUGAGCGUCGACGUUCUCAUGACUGCGCUUGUUCUCAUGGUAUUCAUAUGUGUUGAGGUUGUCCAGCUCUAUCUGAUGGCUAUCUCCGAAUGGGCGAAAGUUAGAUGGCUUUCCAACUAUGUGGAAAAGAAGUCGUGGCACGGGAACAAGCUCAUGGAGAAGCUGAUAGGACUAAUAUGCCGGGUACAUUUGAAGCCUUGGGAAAGGAAACUUCGCCAAUACUCUUUUCUCGAAUCGUACAAUUACGUCCCUUCCAGAUUUCUCCACAAUUUCUUCACAACGUAUUUCAUUGAUGUCGUUAGGAGCGGUCAAAAACAGGGCACUCCCGUUGAUUUGUCAGACGAAGUGAAGAAGGCUGUAUUUGAUUCUCUGGUGAAAGGUGACGAGAAAUUGGUGAAAUUGAAGAAUGGACAAGCUUCUUUGACAGCAAACGGUGUGUCCAAUAAGCUCUCUUGGGCGUGCGAGCUCAAGACGCAAACUGAGGUUAUAAUGGUGUGGCAUAUAGCUACGAGCAUUCUUGAGCACAAGCCGCCGUUGAAAGAAGAUUCAAACUUCCGCGUAGCAACUCAGUUGUCCAAAUAUCUUGCUUACUUGGUGGCAUUCGAGCCAAGAUUGUUACCCGAUCAUCCUUUCGAUGCAGAGAACGAGUUCAACCAAACCAUCCAUGAAGCUCGGAAGGUGCUUGAGGGGUACAAGACAGAUGAAGCGAGAAUCAAACGACUGAAGAAGAUUGCGGAAACAUCAGGGGAUACGGUUAUGAAGCGGGGCGCUCGGUUGGGGAAUCAAUUGCUGGAAGAGGACUUGCAGCGCAUUUGGGAGAUUUUGGCUGAGUUUUGGGCCGAACUUACGUUGUAUGUGGCUCCAUCGGACGAUGCAAAAGCGCACGCCCAGCGCUUGGCAAUGGGAGGGGAAUUUGUGACUCACUUGUGGGCUUUGGUCUCUCAUGCCGGCAUAGAGCGAGAGCCUCCUAGUCAGCCACAGACUCUAACGCCAAGCCAAAGCUCGACCAUUUAAUAUUUGCCAUUCAAAUAUGGUAUAGCUAGGGAGCUCAUUCUUCGCAGCUACGAUUAGGGUGCGUUUAUUUCACGAAAUAUAUAACGAAUCUGUAAAGUGUUAUCCGUAAACUUAUAUUCCAGGAAAAUUGUUAGUUUUUUUUUUUUGUUUGGCGAUAUGUAAUUGUAAAAGUUUUAUGGUGUUUGAAUAAUAUUUGGAAAAUGAUUUCAAUCUCA